AUGUAUGGUGAUCUGCCUCUUGGAUUCGGCCAUAAGUAUAAAAAGAGCAUGUCUCCAUCACUUCAGUUCACUCUCAUGGGAUCAAAGCUUUAUGUUAACACCAUGAAGGUUGACUCUGGAAACCGACCUGUGACUGGCAUUCGUUUAUACUUGGAAGGCAAGAAAAAUGACCACCUGGCAAUCCAUCUGCAGCAUCUUUCAGAGGUUCCUGGAGCCCUUGAAAUUUCAGAAGACCAUGUUUAUGAUCCUGUUGAUGAACCAGAUGAACGAGGCUACUACGAGCCAGUGAAAUGGAGCAUGUUUUCCCAUGUAUAUACAGCAGCUGUGAAGUACAGUAGCUCCCUAAUGGACGAGUCCACAGCCAUUGUGACAAAAGCCUGGUUUGAAGUUAAGGUAGUGGGAAUGAAGAAAGUUCUUUUCUUGAGACUUGGAUUCUCCACGGUAGCAUCUGCCAUAAUUCGCAGAUCAGAAUGGGACGGACCUUCAACCACGUUUAGAAAGUCAGGAUUCUUCUCAGCAUUGAUGAGUACUAGGCUUAGCAAAGAACUGCAGUCACCAGAGAAGCCUACUAAAGUUGAUAUAAACUCAGCAAUUUAUCAUGGUGGACCACCUGUGCCAACAAGGGCUCCAAAAAUGUUGAGUUUUGUGGACACAAAGGAAAUGGUUAGGGGUCCUGAGGAUCGACCAGGGUAUUGGGUGGUCACCGGGGCAAAGCUGUGUGUAGAGGGUGGCAGAAUCUCGAUCAAGGCAAAGUAUUCGUUGUUGACUAUAUUGUCGGAAGAAUCUCUUCCGUAG
Molecule: messenger RNA, 795 nt
Organism: Sphenostylis stenocarpa
Lineage: Eukaryota; Viridiplantae; Streptophyta; Magnoliopsida; Fabales; Fabaceae
Source: the annotation of a GenBank genome assembly